AUACCAAGGGAAAACUAACUCGGCUCGUCAGGCUGGCGUUGAACCAAAAUGUUGAGUACUAGGGCUACUACAGCCUACGAUGGGUGCGGCAAACUUCAACGUCUCAAUCCUCCGCGCCUCCGCUGGCGUCACCUAUUUUACAGCUGAUUUCCGCCUUGCUGACCGUCCGCCUCUGAAUGCCACCUUCUCCGCAGGCGUCACUGCCACUACCGGUUUACGAGUCAGAUUCCGAGUACCCAACGGAGGACUAGCUCGCGGGGGAGCUCGCGGGGGUUUGACUUCCCCAUCGGCCUUGAUGCUGCCUCAGAAUCCGGUCGCCGGGGACAUCUGCGCCGCAGCUCUGACUGGUGCCGCUGCUCUCUCGCUGCUUCGGUUUUGGGGCGAGAUUGCGAAAAGAGGAUUCUUUGACCAGACAGUGGGUAGAAAACUUGUACAUAUAAGCGUUGGACUGGUUUUCAUGCUUUUCUGGCCUUUGUUCAGCUCGGGCCAUCAGGGAGCAGUUUUAGCAGCUCUUAUUCCAGGCGUCAAUAUUAUACGGAUGCUGCUUUUAGGACUAGGAAUAUGGAAGGAUGAGGCCAUUGUCAAGUCAAUGAGCAGACAUGGGGAUCACAGGGAACUUCUCAAGGGACCGCUAUACUAUGCCUCAGCUAUUACUCUUGCCUGUGCAAUCUAUUGGAGAACUUCCCCCAUUGCAAUUGCUGCAAUUUGCAACUUGUGUGCUGGAGAUGGUUUAGCUGACCUUGUGGGAAGGCGGUUUGGCUUUCAGAAAAUUCCCUACAACAGAAACAAGUCCUUCUCUGGUAGCCUGGCAAUGGCAGUUGCUGGUUUUUUGGCAUCUAUUGGGUACAUGCAUUAUUUUGCCUCAUUUGGGUUUAUUCAAGAAAGUUGGGAAAUGGUUUUCGGUUUCUUGGUUGUUUCUCUUGGCUCAACACUGGUGGAAUCACUCCCUAUAAGCAGUGAACUUGAUGACAACCUCACAAUUCCUGUGACUUCUCUAUUGUUGGGUACUCUUGUUUUCUAAUCUUGAGCAUCUUCAGUCUGUGGCUACCUUUUCAUUGUGGUUCAACCACUUGAUGUACAGAACAUCUGAAAAAUGUAAACUUUUUCUCCAAAUCAAAAGAGAGGCAUUGCAUCAGGAUGUGGGUUUUGAUUCCA
This is a messenger RNA of Vitis riparia (riverbank grape), 1155 nucleotides long. Its product is annotated as probable phytol kinase 2, chloroplastic. Lineage: Eukaryota; Viridiplantae; Streptophyta; Magnoliopsida; Vitales; Vitaceae. The transcript has 6 exons. The record is from RefSeq and is a predicted model, not a curated record. Gene Ontology annotation, molecular function: kinase activity. The coding region runs from base 80 to 1021 and encodes 313 amino acids.